This is a messenger RNA of Gorilla gorilla gorilla (western lowland gorilla), 4749 nucleotides long. RefSeq names its product cholinergic receptor nicotinic beta 4 subunit (gene CHRNB4). Gene Ontology annotation, molecular function: transmembrane signaling receptor activity; acetylcholine-gated monoatomic cation-selective channel activity. Bases 976 to 2463 code for a protein of 495 amino acids. Gene Ontology annotation, biological process: monoatomic ion transmembrane transport. The transcript has 7 exons. Gene Ontology annotation, cellular component: postsynaptic membrane. The record is from RefSeq and is a predicted model, not a curated record. NCBI's taxonomy places the organism in Eukaryota, Metazoa, Chordata, Mammalia, Primates, Hominidae.
CCCAGCAGGUUUUCCACCAGCACUGCCAGCCUUUGCCUGGCUGUCAACGGACAGCUGGGGAGCCAGGUGAGGCAAGCUGUGGAGAAUCAAAUAUGGAGUAAGGAGGUCCUUCAAUGAGGAGACCAUAAAGAUUGAGAGGAAUCAGAGCCGGCUUUUCCAAGAUGAGUCCUGAAAGCCCAGAUGCUUCUGAUUAGCAGGAAGGAGGGAGGAGGUGAUUCAGGACAAGGUAGAGUGAACCCUUUAGACUUAAAGCCAGAAUUUGAAACAGCUUAAUGUCCUGCCUCCCUCAGAACUUUCAGAUGGAAGUACACAUCAUUAGUUAUGACUGAUUGAGGAAGCAACAGUCAGGAUUGCAUUGUAAAAGGAUCAUGCAACUAUUAAGCACCUACUGAAUUCCCAUCUGUUAUAAAGGAGACAGGAGAAAAGAGAAGGAAGGGGUGGUGUGCUAUCUGCUGAGGCUUUCAUUAUCCCAUUUAAGCCUCAGACCAACCCUAUGAGCGGGGUGACAACUAUCACCCUCUUUUUAUAGAUGGAAAAAGCAAUCCUCAAAAAUGUGAGAUAACUUGCCCACCACAGCUGCUAAGUGGCCAAACAGAUUUGAGGCCAAGUCAAUCCAACCAUAAGUUUUUAUAAUUUCUCCCAUUCCACCACCACCCCUAGUGCCGCCAUCAUUUCUGAGCACUUAUUGAGUGCCAAAUCACUGUGCGACAUGCUCUACCCACAUUACCUUGUUGAAGCAUCAGGACAGCCCUUAUAGAUGAGGAAAAGGAGAAAGUAGCUAGUCCAGGGUUAUGGAGCUCCAAAAUGGCAGAACCAAAAUGGGUACCCUUGUCUGUUGACCUCACUACCUUCAUUACCAUCUAUAGAUGGAAAGUCAUGGAGUCACCAGGCCGGAAGUGCCAUGGAGGAAACUCACUCCAAUCUGCUGCAUGAAGAGAGGAUUCUCUGAGACUGAGCAAGCUCCAGAUUUGGCAGAUGGGCGGUAGUUUGCUGGCCCCAGCUCCAGAUCAUAUUGUAUUAUGGAACUGCCGCGUGGCCAAUGCGGAGGAAAAGCUGAUGGACGACCUUCUGAACAAAACCCGUUACAAUAACCUGAUCCGCCCAGCCACCAGCUCCUCACAGCUCAUCUCCAUCAAGCUGCAGCUCUCCCUGGCCCAGCUUAUCAGCGUGAAUGAGCGAGAGCAGAUCAUGACCACCAAUGUCUGGCUGAAACAGGAAUGGACUGAUUACCGCCUGACCUGGAACAGCUCCCGCUACGAGGGUGUGAACAUCCUGAGGAUCCCUGCAAAGCGCAUCUGGUUGCCUGACAUCGUGCUUUACAACAACGCCGACGGGACCUAUGAGGUGUCUGUCUACACCAACUUGAUAGUCCGGUCCAACGGCAGCGUCUUGUGGCUGCCCCCUGCCAUCUACAAGAGCGCCUGUAAGAUUGAGGUGAAGUACUUUCCCUUCGACCAGCAGAACUGCACCCUCAAGUUCCGCUCCUGGACCUAUGACCACACGGAGAUAGACAUGGUCCUCAUGACGCCCACAGCCAGCAUGGAUGACUUUACUCCCAGUGGUGAGUGGGACAUAGUGGCCCUCCCAGGGAGAAGGACAGUGAACCCACAGGACCCCAGCUACGUGGACGUGACUUACGACUUCAUCAUCAAGCGCAAGCCUCUGUUCUACACCAUCAACCUCAUCAUCCCCUGCGUGCUCACCACCUUGCUGGCCAUCCUCGUCUUCUACCUGCCAUCCGACUGCGGCGAGAAGAUGACACUGUGCAUCUCAGUGCUGCUGGCACUUACAUUCUUCCUGCUGCUCAUCUCCAAGAUCGUGCCACCCACCUCCCUCGAUGUGCCUCUCAUCGGCAAGUACCUCAUGUUCACCAUGGUGCUGGUCACCUUCUCCAUCGUCACCAGUGUCUGUGUGCUCAAUGUGCACCACCGCUCACCCAGCACCCACACCAUGGCACCCUGGGUCAAGCGCUGCUUCCUGCACAAGCUGCCUACCUUCCUCUUCAUGAAGCGCCCUGGCCCCGACAGCAGCCCGGCCAGAGCCUUCCCGCCCAGCAAGUCACGCGUGACCAAGCCCGAGGCCACCGCCACCUCCACCAGCCCCUCCAACUUCUAUGGGAACUCCAUGUACUUUGUGAACCCCGCCUCUGCAGCUUCCAAGUCUCCAGCCGGCUCUACCCCGGUGGCUAUCCCCAGGGAUUUCCGGCUGCAGUCCUCUGGGAGGUUCCGACAGGAUGUGCAGGAGGCAUUAGAAGGUGUCAGCUUCAUCGCCCAGCACAUGAAGAAUGACGAUGAAGACCAGAGUGUCGUUGAGGACUGGAAGUACGUGGCUAUGGUGGUGGACCGGCUGUUCCUGUGGGUGUUCGUGUUUGUGUGCGUCCUGGGCACUGUGGGGCUCUUCCUACCGCCCCUCUUCCAGACCCAUGCGGCUUCUGAGGGGCCCUACGCUGCCCAGCGUGACUGAGGGCCCCCUGGGUUGUGGGGUGAGAGGAUGUGAGUGGCCAGGUGGGCACUUUGCUGCUUCCUUCUGGGUUGUGGCCGAUGAGGCCCUAAGUAUGUGACCAUUGGCCAUCAACCCCAUCAAACCAGUCACAGCCGUGGAAGAGGCAAGGAUGGGGGCCUGGGCUGUCCUCUCUGAAUGCCUUGGAGGGAUCCCAGGAAGCCCCAGUAGGAGGGAGCUUCAGACAGUUCAAUUCUGGCCUGUCUUCCUUCCCUGCACCGGGCAAUGGGGAUAAAGAUGACAUCGUAGCAGCACCUACUAUGCUUCAGGCAUGGUGCCGGCCUGCCUCUCCAUCACCAUCUCUCUCCACUUCCCCUUGUCCAGUGCCUCACACACUUCUAGAUUUCUCCCAGCUCAGAGGCUUGGCAUUUGCCAUAUCAUCUUCUUUUUUUUUUUUUUUUUCUUUUAAACGGAGUCUUGCUAUAUUGCCCAGGCUGGAGUGCAAUGGUGCGAUCUUGGCUCAAGUGAUUCUCCUGCCUCAGCCUCCCAAGUAGCUGGGAUUACAGAAAGCCGCCACCGUGCCCAGCUAAUUUUUGUAUUUUUGUUGGCCAGGCUGAUUUCGAACUCCUGACCUCAAAUGACCCACCUGCCUCGGCCUCCCAAAGUGCUAGGAUUACAAGUGUGAGCCACUAUGCCUGGCCUUCCCUAUCUUCUACCUGAACCUUCUUCCUCUUCCCCCAGGGCUUCCCAAGCUCUUUCCACAGCCACAUCAGUCAGGGCAUGGCUCCAAUCCAUUCUUUGCUCCAAUGUCACCUCCUCUGAGAGGCCUUCCCUAACCACCCAAUCAUUCUAAAGCAGCCUCUAAAGCAGCAGUCACGUUACCCUGCCUCCUUCCUCGAGCACUCCUCUGUACCUGUCGCUCUUAUCUGGUGGCAUGUAUGUCAUCCACAGCUCACCCACUAGAGUGUGAGCUCCAUGAGAACAGGGACCUGCUCCUUCACAUUCGUGGUAGUAUCCCCAGGGCCUAGGACAGAGCUUGGCACACAGUAGGUGCUCAAUAAAUGUUUGUUGAAUGAAUGAAUGGCUCCUACCCCUCCUUCAAGUCCAGAUGCCCCUGCUCUGAGCAGCCAUCCCUAGUUCCCCCAUCUGAAAGGCAUGACCUGCUCCUCCAUGACUGCAGUGGUGGUCACUUUCCACUUCUCUCUCAUGGCUGGGUUCAGGUUUGUCUCCCACACGGAUGCUCUGAUUCACUCCUCGCACAUACUGCCUUUUGCACAGUGCCUGGCAUGUAGUAGGCACUCAAAAUAUUUGUGGAAUGGAGGAGGACGUUCUAAAAAAUUCUAUUUUAAAAAUGAUUAUACAAUAAAAUUGACUUUUAAAUAUAUAGUUCUAGGAAUUUUAACACAUGUAUAGAUUGGUAUAACCACCAUCACAAUCAGGACCCAGGAAAGAUCCGUCAUGCAAAAAAACUCCCUCCUGCUAUUCCUUUAGAGUCCUGACUCCCUGCACUCUUAGCCCCUGGCAACCACAUAUCUUUUCUCCUUCACUACAGUCGGGUCUUUUCAAGAAUGCCAUUUAAAUGGAAUCAUACAGUAGUGACCUUUGGAGACUGGCUUCUUUCAUUCAGCAUAGUGCCUUCGAGAUUCAAUCAAGUUGGGUUUUUUUGUAUCGCUGAGGAGUGUUCAGUAGUAUGAUGUUGACGCACAUUUAGGCUGUUUCCAGUUUUUGGCAAUUAUGAAUAGAGCUAAUAUAAAGAUUCACAUAUAGGAUUGUGUAUGAAUAAAAGUUUUCAUUUAUUUAAACACUCAGGAGGGUGAUUGCUAGGUUAUAUGGUAAGUGUAUAUUUAACUUUAUAUGAAACUGUUGAGGCCGGGCAUGGUGGCUCACACCUGUAACCCCAACACUUUGGGAGGCCAAGGCGGCAGAUCACCUAAGGUCAGGAGUUCAAGACCAGCUUGGCCAAUAUGGUAAAACCCUGUCUCUACUAAAAAUACAAAAAUUAGCCAGGUGUGGUAGUGUGUACCUGUAAUCCCAGCUACUCGGGAGGUUGAGGCAGGAGAAUUGCUUGAACCUGGGAGGCAGAGGUUGCAGUGAGCCGAGAUUGUGCCACUGCACUCCAGCCUGGGUGACAGAGCGAGACUCUGUCAAAAAAAAAAAGAACAAAAGAAAGAGAAAGAAACUGUCAAACUGUUUUCGGGAGUGGCUACACCAUUUUGCAAUCCCACCAAAGUAUGAGAGAUCCAGUUGUUCAGCAACUGGAUUCCACCCUGGUUUUAAUUUGCGUGUCCCUGAUGGCUAGUGAUUUGAACA